Alnus glutinosa is the source of this 1011-nucleotide messenger RNA. Its product is annotated as MYB-like transcription factor EOBII. Gene Ontology annotation, biological process: regulation of DNA-templated transcription. The transcript is spliced from 3 exons. Gene Ontology annotation, cellular component: nucleus. The record is from RefSeq and is a predicted model, not a curated record. NCBI's taxonomy places the organism in Eukaryota, Viridiplantae, Streptophyta, Magnoliopsida, Fagales, Betulaceae. The coding region runs from base 158 to 820 and encodes 220 amino acids. Gene Ontology annotation, molecular function: sequence-specific DNA binding; DNA-binding transcription factor activity.
AAGAUUUUGGUUCCUGGCCGGAGAGAUAUUCAUCAAGGAAAUAAUUAAAAAGUAAAGAUGACUGAUUUAGGAUGAUAUAUAAGCUAGAUCCUAGAUUGUCCAAUUUGUGCCAUACAAUUUUGAAACAGCGUACUAAUUAGUGGAAGUGAUCGAAAUUAUGCAAACGAUGAUGGCGUGGGGGAUGCCGGAACAACAAGGGUGGAGGAAGGGUCCUUGGACUCCUGAAGAGGAUAAAUUGCUUAGCGACUAUGUAAGCUUGCAUGGAGAGGGAAGAUGGAGUUCUGUCGCUAGAUCCGCAGGCCUGAAUAGGAGUGGUAAGAGCUGCCGGCUAAGGUGGGUGAAUUAUCUCAGGCCUGGUCUCAAGAGAGGCCAAUUAACACCUCAAGAGGAAGGCAUCAUUAUUGAGCUUCAUGCUCUUUGGGGUAACAAGUGGUCGACUAUUGCAAGAUACUUGCCCGGGAGAACAGACAAUGAGAUAAAAAACUACUGGAGAACACAUUUCAAGAAGAAGGAAAAAUCCUCUCGGAAGCAUGAACAGCGCAAACAGCAAAUAAGACAACGAGAAGAGCAACAGGGGGAGCAACCAGUACUAGAACAUCAUGAUCACAUGAUAAGAAGUGUCUUAUUUCAUGCAGAGACUGGAAACACUGAGAAAAUGACUGCGGAGGCUCAAGAAAUUAGGCAACAGAUGGUUUUCAGCACUCACCCGACUAAUUCGGAGAACCACUGCUUCCCUGUUGUGUACCAAGAUGUUGCACCCUGGUCGGACACAGUGGCAGAUGAUGUGCUCUGGGGUGGCCUGUGGGACUUGGACGAUUAGACACUUUCAAGGCUGUGCAACAACAAACUAAUUAACCAUGGAAAUUCAAACUACGGCCUUUUUCUUGUCAAGGGGACUCGAAUAAGUCACGCCAAUGCUUUUUCUUUGGAGUGGUUUCCAAUAGUUUCGUAUGUGGAGGGUACAUUUUCUAGGAAGGCUGAUCAUAUAUAAGUCUAAUUCUGUGUUUUUUU